GUAACAGACACAUUAUAUAAGUCUUUGUUUCAGACAACUUUUUCUGCACUCUUUGUCCUUUUGCCUUCAACAAAAUUCUGGUUUUGAGUAAGGAUCGAAACCCAAGAAAAUGGGUUUCUCGUUACCAACUCUAAUCCUGUCUCUUCUUCUUCUUCUGUUUUCCCACCAAUCAAAGGCUGAGAAUUUGGACUCCUUAAGCAAUAAUGCAACCAUUUCUAGUAAUGGCAGAAAGCUCGCAGGAAGUUGCAACUUGUUCCAUGGCAAAUGGGUGUAUGACACUUCAUACCCUCUCUACAACCCUUCUACAUGUCCCUUCAUAGAUCCACAAUUCAAUUGCCAAAAGUACGGUCGUCCUGAUAAACUCUAUGAGAAAUAUAGGUGGCAACCAUUCUCUUGUCCCUUACCAAGGUUCAAUGCAUUGGAUUUUCUGGUUAAAUAUAGAGGGAAGAAGAUUAUGUUUGUUGGUGACUCUUUGAGCUUAAACCAAUUCAAUUCACUUGCAUGUAUGAUUCACUCUUGGGUGCCAAAAACCAGAACUACAUUCACAAAACAAGACACUCUUUCCACAGUGACAUUCCAGGACUAUGGUCUCCAGUUAUUACUAUAUCGCACACCAUAUUUGGUAGACCUUGACCAUGAGAAUGUUGGACGGGUUCUUAAGCUGGAUUCAAUAAAGAGUGGUGAUGCUUGGAGAGGGAUGGAUGUUCUGGUAUUCAACACAUGGCAUUGGUGGACCCACACAGGGAAUUCACAGCCGUGGGAUUAUAUUCAAGAGCGUAACAAGUUGUACAAAGACAUGAACCGUUUCAUUGCUUUCUACAAAGGUUUGACAACUUGGGCUAGAUGGGUUAACAUAAACGUAAAUCCAUCACAAACCAAAGUCUUCUUUUUAGGAAUUUCUCCCGUGCAUUACAUGGGGAGAGAUUGGAAUCAACCUGAAAAAUCAUGCAUGAGUGAGACAGAACCAUUCUUUGGUUUGAAGUACCCUGCAGGGACACCUAUGGCUUGGGUGGUGGUGAACAAGGUUUUGAGCAGAAUAAAGAAGCCAGUGUCUUUCCUUGAUGUGACUACACUCUCUCAGUACCGGAAAGAUGCACAUCCUGAAGGGUACAGUGGGGUUAUGCCAACAGAUUGUAGUCAUUGGUGUCUUCCAGGACUUCCUGAUACUUGGAAUGUGCUUCUUCAUGCAGCUCUUUUUGGUUAGAGGAAGCAGUGACUUUGCAACUUGGUUUAUUAGGUCCAAUUUAUUAGAGGAAAACCCAUUGUUUUCUACUGUAGGAAAUAUUUAAUUGGGCAUUUUGUUUUCUUGGAAUUGGACAAUAAAAGAAUUUGAUGCUCCAAAUUGUAAAUUUUCAUAUUAUUUUGGCAUAAACAUGCCUUUAUUGUACCAAAUACCCCCUUUGGAAUAUUGAAA
Gastrolobium bilobum is the source of this 1414-nucleotide messenger RNA. RefSeq names its product protein trichome birefringence-like 39. The record is from RefSeq and is a predicted model, not a curated record. The transcript has 5 exons. Lineage: Eukaryota; Viridiplantae; Streptophyta; Magnoliopsida; Fabales; Fabaceae. Gene Ontology annotation, cellular component: Golgi apparatus. Gene Ontology annotation, molecular function: O-acetyltransferase activity. The coding region runs from base 110 to 1204 and encodes 364 amino acids.